This is a messenger RNA of Cuscuta epithymum, 983 nucleotides long. The record is from the annotation of a GenBank genome assembly. Lineage: Eukaryota; Viridiplantae; Streptophyta; Magnoliopsida; Solanales; Convolvulaceae.
CAAAAGUACAUAUAUAUGCGAUAGCUUUCAGUAAUUUGAGCCCUAACAAACCAAAAAAUGAAAACCACCCUUUAUUUUCUGCUUCUACUAGCUCUCUCCAUGGCAUCAUCAUCACCAUUAUCACUAUCUCCCAUGAAAAACCUUAACAAUGAAACCAUCUACACGAUCUCCAAACAGCUCUGCUGGAACUGCAUAGGAGAGGCCGUACGGUUCCUGUUCCAGCACAACCUGGUCAGGGCAGCCAAGUGGGAGGCCCCGCUGGUGUGGGACCCACAGCUGGGGAGCUACGCCAGGUGGUGGGCAGGCCAGAGGAAGGCAGACUGCCAGCUGGUGCACUCCUUCCCGGAGGGGGAUUUCAAGCUCGGGGAGAACUUGUAUUGGGGGAGUGGGACCAGUUGGACCCCCAGCGACGCGGUCAACGCUUGGGCUGCAGAGGAGAAGUAUUACGACUAUGGGAGCAACUCUUGUGAGGAUGGGCAGGUUUGUGGGCAUUACACUCAGAUUGUGUGGAGAAGAACGUCGAGGGUUGGGUGUGUGAGGUCUGUUUGUGAUGAUGGUGAUGUUUUCAUGACGUGUAAUUAUUAUCCACCUGGAAAUUAUAUUGGUGAGCGACCAUAUUGAAUAUGAGCUGAUCGUCGACUCACUCUCCUUUGUGGAAAGUCCAGAGUUCAAUACUCCAUGGAGUUUGAACCCACUUUACCCUGACCCCCCAACCCUCUCACCUGACCCCGGGUAAAAAAAGUGUACACAUUUCAUAAGGGUAUAAAAUUAAAUUAAUACUCUCUAGAUCUUUUUAUGAUCUUAUAUGUAGUACUCCGUAUGUUUUUAGUUAUUUUAUAUUAGUAAUUUCAAUCACAAGUUCACAACGUGAUCUAUGACUAGAUGGUGUGUUUGACAUUGUCUGAACAAGAUUAGCAAAUAUAGAAAAUGUAUUUGAAAUAAGGAGGUAAAUAUUCUAUUUAUUAACUUUUGUUCUCACGUCA